GGACAGGGGCCUUGUGGCGGCCCCGCGGCCGACAUGGCGGCCCCCCGCCCCGCUGGGCGAUGCCGUUAUUAUGUGGAGAGGAAGAAACGGGGGUGCCGGAUGAUGGCGGCCGCGGGCCGGCUGUUCUGCGGGGAGCACGCCGGAGCGGCGGGCGCCCAAGUACGGAAGAAGAUGCCAGGAAACGAAUCCCGUGUCCCCUUGAUCCAAAACACACAGUAUAUGAAGAUCAGCUCGAGAAGCAUUUGAAAAAAUGUAACUCAAGGGAAAAGCCCAAACCGGUUUUCUUUAUUCAAGAUAUUAAUGCAGGAUUAACAGAUGUUACAGAAACACCUGAAGAACAGGUCCCAAUUUCUUCUCUGUGUAAAGAAGAAUUAGAAAGCUUAAUCAGGAAAUUGAGAAAAGCAAGUGAAGGUGUAAAUCUCAGGCUUAAGGAUCAGACAUUGUCACAUCCAGUUUUGCAAGAGGCCCUAAAUGACCCAAAGAAUGGUGAUUCCGCAGCCAAGCAUUUGAAACAACAGGCAUCAAUUUUAGGUAACAUAGAAAAGUUAAAGUUACUUGGACCAAGAAGAUGCUUUGUUGAGUUUGGAGCAGGACGAGGAAAGUUGUCCCAUUGGGUUGAUACAGCCUUAGAAGGAGCUGAAAAUGUUCACUUCUAUUUAGUGGAAAGAGUGGCCACAAGAUUCAAGGUAGACGGGAAACACAGAAAAAGAAAUUCUAUGUUUGAAAGACUUCAGAUUGAUAUACAGCAUCUGUGUCUUGGCAAGAUCCCCAUGCUUGUAGAAAAAAAGCUACCUCUGAUAGGAAUUGGGAAACAUUUGUGUGGUGUGGCAACAGAUCUUGCAUUGCGAUGCUUGGUUGAGACCUAUGUGGCCCAGUGCGAGAAAAGAAGCGAGGAGCCUUCAGUCAAACGCAUAAAGAGUGAGAAGGAAGAGGCCAAGGAAACUAACACUCGGGAAGAAGACGGGAAGGAAGAGAAUGUUCCCGAGGCUUGGCCCCCUGUGGCAGGCAUUGUCAUUGCCUUGUGUUGUCACCACAGGUGUGACUGGACUCAUUAUGUAGGCAAAGAAUUCUUCAGGGCCUUGGCUCUUGGGCCAGUGGAAUUUGGCUAUUUUCAGAGAUUGAGCAGCUGGGCCACUUGUGGCAUGCGGGAGACAGCAGCCGAAACCUCAAAAACGGAGCCCCGGGGACAAGGAUGUCAGAGCGCUGAUAACGAAGAACACCAACCUGGAGCAUGCAGGCAUGCAGAUGAUAAGCCAGAUAGCUUGCAUGGGCUUCUUUCUGCCGAAGAACGGAAAAACAUAGGUCGUCUCUGUAAACGGCUGAUCGACCAAGGCCGAGUCCUGUAUUUACAACAGAAAGGAUACGAUGCAGAACUCCAGUACUACACAGACCCCAGCGUGUCUUUAGAAAAUGUGCUUUUAACAGCCGUACCGUGUCGAUCGUCAUCCACAGAGCCAUUUGUAUAACCUGAAUGAUAUGAAACACUUCCCAGCAAUGAACUUUUUAGACGGUUUGAAUAUUUUAAGUUGAUUCAACAUUUGUUCAGAUAUUUAUCAGUUUAAGCUUAGUCCGCCCUCUACAAAGAGUAUUAAGUCAUAUAUUCUAUUUGUCACAAAACUAUUUGUGCAUAUGGGAAAAUUUCUGGUUGACUUGACUGCAUCAGCUUUUGGGGUUGGCAAAACCUUCUUUUUCUUCAAUCCCUGUGCUGACUGUCGCCAUGUAUUUGAAGCACCAGUUUACAAAGGCAUUCCUCUUCAACAGGCAGCUGGAUAUAUUUUUAUCCAUCAGUAUUUAUGGAGAGUGAUGGAACAGUAGAAGAAGUAACCAGAUUUUCUGAAACACAAACAAUGUCAGGGUUGACCAGUGUUAACUGAAUCCCUUGUCUAUUAAUAUAAUAAGCAUUGUAUCUUCUAUUUCCAUAUGAUGUUUCUUUUCUUUGUCCAUAUAAUAGUGCUUUGGAACCUUUGUGAAAAAAAGAAUAAAUACAGAUUGUUGUUCUAUACGGGUAAGGAGCAAAGCUAGAAACAAGGCAUCUGGAAUUCCUUUAGAUAGGGCAAAUUUUGGAAGCUGGCCACUUUAAUAAAAAAAAAAAUGCAGGUCGAUGAAUGUAUACUUUUAUGUAUAAUAUGCAAACAGAGAUGGGGUGAAGAUACUAAGAUAUCUAACCCUUAGCUAGCCAAAAGCAGUGCCCAAAGGCAGGGGAUGGCUGGUAAAGCGAGCUCAAUGAAGCGUGCUGGAACCAAUCCGGAAGAAACCGUCAUUUUGAGAGGCACCAAGUGAAAGCAGACAGUGCGCGACUCAAUCUAACACUAGUAUCUUCUUCAAGUAGCCUCGGCAUAGUCACGCUUCAUCUAAUAUCAGGCAUGGCCCAUGAUACCCACCAGCAAAGCAGAAACGCUGUCCAGAAAACAAGUUCAUGGUUGUAUUUCUAGGUGUUAACUAGGGUGAGGCUGUUCGAAGCAUUAAUGAUCGGGUUAUUUUAAUUCAGGGAAGAAUCAGGUGAAUUUCAAUAAUUUGAAGAUGUAUUUUAAUAAUCAUAUGCAACAGCUGUCUGGCAAGAGUUUCUGUAACACAUUGAGUUUUUUUUUACAAUGCAGGGCUUGUAGAUUCUGCAUUAAAUGAAGGGUUCUCUUGUCA
Molecule: messenger RNA, 2637 nt
Organism: Ornithorhynchus anatinus (platypus)
Lineage: Eukaryota; Metazoa; Chordata; Mammalia; Monotremata; Ornithorhynchidae
Gene: TRMT13
Product: tRNA methyltransferase 13 homolog
Exons: 11
Coding region: 60-1466 (468 amino acids)
Biological process (GO): tRNA methylation
Source: RefSeq, a predicted model, not a curated record